AUGGCGAGUGUUGGAGUGAAGACGUUCUCGAUCCUUAUCCGGCGGUACGUGAGAGCGGGAUUGGCCUCGGAGGCUGUCCUUGCAUUCAACCGCAUGGAGGAGUAUGGAUGCAGCCCAGACAAGUAUGCCUUCUCCAUCGUGAUCGGUAUGCUGUGUAGGAAGAGAAGGGCCGUUGAAGCUCAGACAUUUUUCGAUAGCUUAAAGGAUAGAUUCGAGCUUGAUGUUGUUGUCUACACUAGCUUAGAGGGUAUUCUGGGAAAUGAAUUAGAGCCGGGGUCAGGUGCUAUAGAAGAGGAGAGAAAAUGGUGUGGCAGAAGCAGUACCCGAAACCGUAAAGGUAGCACCUUUAGUUACGGGGAGAUGGAGAGGGAGAGGUUUAACAGAAUCUUGAGCUACUACGUGGGGACUCAUAACUUCCACAACUUCACCACGAGAACUAAGGCCGAGGACCCCUCAGCCAGUCGCUAUAUUAUCUCGUUUGAUGCUAGCAAUAUGGUCACUGUUGAAGGCUUCGAGUUUGUCAAGUGUGAGGUCGUGGGACAGAGCUUCAUGCUCCAUCAGAUCCGGAAGAUGAUGGGUCUUGCUGUGGCGAUCAUGAGGAAUUGUGCUCCGGAGAGCUUGUUUGAGAAAGCUUUCGAAAAGGAUGUGAACAUCAAUGUGCCCACUGCUCCUGAGGUCGGGCUUUACUUGGACGAGUGCCUCUUCUCGUCGUACGACCAGAAAUGGGAGGAGAGUCAUGAGGAGCUCUCCAUGAAAGCAUAUGCGGAAGAGGCAGAGGAGUUCAAGAUGAAGUACAUAUACUCUCACAUAGCCUCAACAGAGCACAAGGAGGGAGUCGUGGCUCUCUGGUUGCAUUCCCUUAACCAUCAGAAUUAUCCUGGUUUACCUCGCCCAAUAAUUAUCAGAAUGCGGUUGAAAAUAGUGGUAAUCAGGUACCAAACAUGGAAACAUGAACUUGAGAUUACGAGUUUUUCUUACCGUAAAACAUCAGGAGUUAUUGUUGUCUCAUUCUCGUUGAAGUAUUUAUAAACAGAUGAAAUGAUUCCAAUGUUUUGUUGCUUAAUAGUUAUAUAGAUCUCUUUUUCAUACAAUGUGCAACUCUCGGAAGCCAACAAUCUCUUAUGCACAAUAGUUCUUCAAUAGAGUAAACUUUUUGCUGAGGCUGGUAUCACAAUUUGAGCUGUCUCCAUUAUGAGUUGAUUAAAGUUUGUUCAUGUAUACAUGAGAAAUAUGAGGUUUGAAGUGAUUUUCAAUCGAAAGGUGCUGUGAUAAGUCUUGAAACUGAAUAGAAUCCUAUCCUGAAUGGUGAACUUAAUGUCAUUUUUUGGCACCUGCCAAGCAAGUAUUAUCACACGUCUUAAUCUCGUUUAUGAUGAUCGAAUAAGAUUCUGCUCUGCCAUGAUAUGUGGUUGAUUGAGCCAGGCCCGGAACACAAAAGUUCUCUUUAGAAUCGAUAUAUCAGGCAUCAAUUCUGUGUCCUUGAAAGCUGCAUGUUCCACAGGUUAUUAGAUGCUCAUGUUAGGGAUCCAUCCCUAGAUAUGGAUGAACGUGAGUCUCGUUCAGG
Messenger RNA from Punica granatum (pomegranate), 1564 nucleotides. Lineage: Eukaryota; Viridiplantae; Streptophyta; Magnoliopsida; Myrtales; Lythraceae. The record is from RefSeq and is a predicted model, not a curated record.